Molecule: messenger RNA, 3240 nt
Organism: Symphalangus syndactylus (siamang)
Lineage: Eukaryota; Metazoa; Chordata; Mammalia; Primates; Hylobatidae
Product: kinesin-like protein KIF19
Biological process (GO): microtubule-based movement
Molecular function (GO): microtubule motor activity; microtubule binding; ATP binding
Source: RefSeq, a predicted model, not a curated record
AUGGGGCCUGAGGGUGAAGAGGCCCUGUGCAGCUGCCCUGGUGACCACCUGCAGGUGGCACUUCGAAUCUGCCCGCUCAGUGACGCAGAACUGGAGGAGGGAGCCGUGGUCAUCGCCCACAAAGUGGGGGACCAGAUGGUGGUGCUCAUGGACCCCGGCGAGGACCCUGAGGACGUGGCACGCACACACCGGUCCCGGGAGCGGACCUUCAUCUUCGACAGGGUGUUUGACCAGCAUGCAUCUCAGGAAGAUGUGUAUGGUGCCACCAUCCAGCAUUUGGUGGAAGGCGUCAUCUCUGGGUACAACGCGACGGUGUUUGCCUACGGCCCCUCAGGUGCGGGGAAGACCCACACCAUGCUGGGUGUGGACGCGGAGCCUGGCAUCUACCUGCAGACCCUCACUGACCUCUUCCAGGCCAUUGAGGAGACCCGGGACACCACGGACUAUAGCGUGUCCAUGUCUUACCUCGAGAUUUACAACGAAGUGAUCCGGGACCUCCUGAACCCAUCCUCGGAAUUUCUGGACCUCAGGGAAGAUUCCAGGGGCAGCAUCCAGAUUUCAGGCAUCACGGAGGUCUCCACCUCAAAUGCACACGAGAUCAUGCAGCUCCUCACCAAAGGCAACCGGCAGCGCACUCAGGAGCCCACGGCCACCAACAAGACAUCGUCCCGCUCCCACGCUGUGCUGCAGGUCACCGUGCAACAGCGGAGCCGCAGCACAGACUUGGCGGAGGAGGUGCACGUGGGGAGGCUCUUCAUGGUGGACCUGGCAGGCUCGGAGCGGGCAUCCCAGACGCAAAACCGAGGCAAGAGGAUGAAGGAGGGCGCGCACAUCAACCGCUCGCUGCUGGCCCUGAGCAACUGCAUCAACGCGCUCAGCGAGAACGGCUGCAGCCGGGCGCAGUACGUGAACUUCCGGGACAGCAAGCUUACGCGCCUGCUGAAGGAUGCCCUGGGCGGGAAUAGCCGCACAGUGAUGAUUGCUCACAUCAGCCCAGCCAGCACCUGCUUUGAGGAGUCUCGGAAUACACUGCUGUACGCCUACAGGGCCAAGAACAUCAAGACCAGGGUGAAGCGCAACCUGCUGAACGUCUCCUACCGCAUCGCGCAGUACACGGAGGUUAUCUCCGACCUGCGCAGGGAGAUCAAGCACCUUAAAUUAAAAAUUGAGAAGCAAGAAAAGGAGAAGAAAAGUGAAGCCGGCAUCCGGGACGCCCGAGUCCCAAAGCUGUCCCAUGAUACAGAGGAGGACAGCCAUGUACAGAUGAACAAGAUCCGGGCACAGCUCAUCGGGGCCUUCAAGGAGCAGAUGGAGAUGGGGCACAGCCUGGUGGAGCUGGAGAACACCAACAUCGAACUGCACAUGGACGUGUCCCGCCACCUGCUGACCAUUGCAGACUGGGAGCGGGAGAAGACCCAGCCUCGCACCCACAGGGACAGGGGUAAGCUGGAGAAGGACGAGGAACCAGCGGAGGCUGAUGCCGACGGGGAUGAGGACGAGGCCUCAGAGCCGCACGAGGUGGCACUGGCCAGAGAGGAGGUCAACCUGCUGUUAGCCGAGCAGCGGAAGACUGCGGCGCUCAAGACCGGGCUGGAGCAGCGCCUGGCCCACGCCAAGAGGAAGGCCUCACAGAUGGAGAGGCUGCUGCCCAGGCAGGUCACCAACGAGGACCAGCGGGAGGUGCUGCGGCUGCUGUGCAGGGCGCACGAGCUGGAGGUGGAGAACACGGAGCUACAGGCCGACAACCUGUGCCACAAGAACCUGCUGUGCCAGAAGGACUUCGUGAUCCAGCGCUACCACCAACACCGGCUGCUGUGCGAGCAGCUGAUCCAGGAGCAGCGGCAGCUGAUCCAGGACAGUGGCCUCCUGGUGCCAGAGCCCCUGGAGAAGCGGUUCUGCCUGUACUCCCAGGAGCUGGCUGAGGGUGCCCUGACCCGCCUGCUGCUGCUGCACUCGCUCAUGUCCAGCUCCCUCCAGGACGGUUCUAUUCUGAAUCUAUCUCCUGCACCGGAGGAGUCCAGCCGAGACCAGCCAGAUGACAGGAAGGACCUGCCAUGGGGAGCCCAGUUUGAGCUACCUCCAGUGUUCCUGGAGAGGGACAGUGAGGGUUACAAGUCGUCAAAAGCCACACUGUCAAGAAAACCGGGAAAGCCAGACUCUCUUCUCCCUCUGCCCUCUGUCCGCAUCCUGCUAACUCCACCAAUUCACGAGAAGCCGAGUGCCCUGAGCAUGAAGAGUCUGGUCUCCAAGCUGUACCCCUCGGGCCUGGAGCCAAGCACCUCGAGGCUGGCUGAGGAGGCUGGUGGCCCUGCCCUGAGUGCUCAGGCCCUCCAGGAGAUGGCCAAGGGCACCAAGAGCAUCGCCCUCAUCGCGGCCACUCGGCGCUCCAAGGCACACGACCGGGACGGCAGCAGCGGCCGCUCCUCCUGCCACCUCCUGGAGGAAACGGCCCUGGACUCCAGGGACCUGAAGUCAAGCACCACCCCAGACCCCAGCCUGGCAGACAGAAGGUGGCCCCAUGCCGGCCCAUGCAGGGACCGCUCCAUGGAGAGGAAGGCCAGGAAGAAGCGGUCACCCUCCCUCCCUGGGAGCGUGCAGCUGGUGAGGCAGAAGCUGCCUUCCCCCUGCAGGGAGCAUUUGGUGGAGUGUCAGCCGCCCCCAGCACUCCUUCGGCCAUCAAAGUCAUCAGGAAAGAGCUUUCUCCCUGCUGUCCCUGCAGCCUCCAAGAUAAAACCCAGCCUCAGUUUCCAUGCAGAUGAGAACACUCUCCAUGUGCCUGAAGUCAGCUUCACCUUCCCCAGCGCCAUGUGGCAGAGCAGUGCAAGCCCAAGCAGGGUGCCCCUCCUGCCCCGGGACAUCCGAGGGUCCACAGACAGUGGAGGCCAAUGCCACAGCCCACUGCCACCUGGCCACCCCUACAAAUGCCAGGGUGGCAGCACCAAGAAGCCAAGAAGACCAAAAUAGAUGGCGGUGGCAUCAGGCAGCGCCAGCCACGGGGAAGACCAGAGCACCGGUCCCUGGCACAGGAUCUCUUCUUAGCCCUGAAGCUGGAUGUGUGAGAUGGUGGACUCUCUUGGCAGGGACACUUUGGGGGCAGCACCCCGCAGCCCAGCUUCCCACAGCCCUUGCACCAGAGCCAGUGGCUGCCUCCUUGCAGGAAAACAGCCGUGUGUGGAGUGUGGGGGCCCUUCCCAAGGACCUUUUUGAGGUCACUCUCAAUUGCAGAUGCUUUUCCUGGGA